Molecule: messenger RNA, 2064 nt
Organism: Poecilia latipinna (sailfin molly)
Lineage: Eukaryota; Metazoa; Chordata; Actinopteri; Cyprinodontiformes; Poeciliidae
Product: mitochondrial folate transporter/carrier
Exons: 7
Coding region: 286-1263 (325 amino acids)
Biological process (GO): transmembrane transport; nucleotide transport
Source: RefSeq, a predicted model, not a curated record
GAGGAAUACAACUUGACAUCUGAUCGGUUCCUCACAACAAGGUCGAGCCGGAGGAGUGCGAGACUUGACACUUAGCGGUGGCGAUGAGCUUCGCCUCAUGUCAGAAACGUGGUUCGGCUGCCGACGUGCCGUGAAUUUCCGGCGGUUUCCUCGUAUCUGUGCCAUAUCUAAAUGUUGUCGCGGAGUCAACCAGCCGUCUCACUUUUACAGAGUUAGUUUGGGGGUUGUUAGGAGCUCAGCUAGCUGCGGCGGAGAAGGCUAGCUGAGUUCGGUUACCUGCUAAGGAUGAGCUCCGCACCGAACCACCGUAACGCCACAGAGACGACAGGGCUGCCCAGAAAACACAUCUCCGCUGUCUCCGUCGCUGGACACGUCCAGCAGGUCUUAAGCCAUGUGAAAGUAGAAAACCUGGUGGCGGGACUGAGCGGUGGAGUGGUGUCCACUCUGGUCCUUCACCCACUGGACCUGGUGAAGAUCAGGUUUGCAGUAAGUGACGGACUGGAGUUGAGGCCCAAGUACAGCGGUAUUCUUCACUGUAUGAAGAGUGUGUGGCAUCAGGAGGGAGUGAGGGGUCUGUACCAAGGGGUGACCCCCAACAUCUGGGGCGCAGGCUUGUCCUGGGGUUUCUACUUCUUCUUCUACAAUGCAAUCAAAGGCUACACUAAGGAAGGCCGUCAGGCUGAACUGAGCCCUGCAGAGCACCUGGUUUCGGCGGCUGCAGCAGGCAUCCUCACUCUCACCAUAACCAACCCGAUCUGGGUCACCAAGACCCGACUGGUUCUGCAGUACAGCGCCGACCCCACCGGUAAGCAGUACAGGGGGAUGGUGGACGCCCUGGUGAAGAUCUACCGCCAUGAGGGCCUGCCAGGACUUUACAAAGGCUACGUUCCGGGUCUGUUCGGUACGUCUCACGGGGCUCUGCAGUUCAUGGCCUACGAAGAGCUCAAGAGAGACUACAACAAAUACAAGAAGGUGCCUUCAGAUGCAAAGUUGAACGCUCUGGAGUACAUCACAAUGGCAGCACUGUCCAAAAUAUUCGCCGUCGCCACGACGUACCCAUAUCAGGUGGUGAGAGCUCGGCUCCAAGACCAGCACAGCAGAUACGGAGGAGUCGUAGAUGUCAUCGGACAGACGUGGAGAAACGAAGGAGCUUGGGGCUUCUACAAGGGCAUCGUCCCAAAUUUGAUCCGCGUCACGCCGGCCUGCUGCAUCACUUUUGUGGUUUAUGAGAACGUGUCCCGCUUCCUUCUGGGGACGAAAUGAGAGAGAUGGAGAGGACCCAGCAUGGACAGCCACACAGGGCUUCAAGCUCCGGCUGAAACGUUGGAGAUGAAGAGCGGACCGCGUUUCCCCAGAGGCCUUCAUUAAGUACUUGGAGAUGCGUUAAAGUGGGAAAAAAGUCGAAGCAGUAAAACUACUAACUCAUUUCCACUGAAGUAAAAGAAUUCUGACUUUAAUCUCAGAACUUUGGCUUUUACUCUUAGAAUUUUGGGAUUUUUUUUUUCUCAUGGAAUUUUGAUUUAUUUUUAUUUUUUCCCCUCAGAAUUUUGACUUUUGAAUUUAGAAGAUUAAAGUCAGAAUUCUAAAGAAAAGUUAAGAUUUUUCAGAGAAAAGUCAAAAUCCUGAGAUUUAAUCCUGAAAUCUGAGGGGGGGAAAAAGUCAACAAAAAAUGUUCAGUGGCCUUAAUCCUCUUCUGUAAAAACAUGACAGGAAUAUGUGUCCCAUUUAAGUGCACAGUUAUUUCAUGGGGAUGAGUUGUUUCAGCUUGUCCCUUUGGAAAUUAUAUAAAUGUGAUUUGGUAACUACUUUUUCAAACAAGAGGGGCAUAUUGUAACGAUGUGGUGAAUUCAGCAUUCUACCACAGAGGAAGUUUUAUUUAUGUUUUAUGGCAACAGAAAGAUGAAAAACAGUCUAUUUAAUGUGUGAACUGCAGCAAUGAUGAUGCUUCUUCCAUAGUCAUUUUUUGCUCAAUACACAAACUAAGUGUAUUUUAUUACAUUUUGUUAUGAAAUGUGAAGUGCUUUAUUAACUCGUGAACACAAUAAAUGUUUUAUUUUUGACCUA